This is a messenger RNA of Mycena citricolor, 1619 nucleotides long. Lineage: Eukaryota; Fungi; Basidiomycota; Agaricomycetes; Agaricales; Mycenaceae. The record is from the annotation of a GenBank genome assembly.
UGGCAAGCCACUGACGCGUGAUUUUGACAGCGGCUUCCAUGAUGCGGUCGCCGGUAUCUCGCUUCAAGCUCGACUGCCUACUUGCAACCCUCAGGCCUCAACUUCAACCUCAGUUGAACUGUUCGGCUUAUCCGAUAACGAUGAGUCUCAAUAUGCUUGCUGAUUUUGCUGCCUCUGUUGAUCUCGAUGUCGGAUCUAUCUCCCCUCUACCUUCUGCUGAGGCCAUCCUCCGCGCGGAACGAUCCCUCCCAUCCUCACUCCCUAGUCAGGGCUUGGGCUUAGAUCUCAUUAGGAAGCACCUGCUCGAAGAUAUUGCGCCUGCAUUGAAUAGGGAAAGCGUGAAUCCCAAUUACUAUGGGUUUGUCACUGGCGGAACGACAGACGCAGCUUUGUACGCCGACUGGCUUGUAAGCGCGUUCGAUCAGAAUGUGCAAACUUUCGCGCCGACAGAAAGCAUCGCUGGGAAUGUAGAAGAUGCUGCUUUGAGAAUGUUGCAGCAAUUGCUUGAUAUCGAUGCAAGUAUCUUUACCGGACGGACUUUCACGUCCGGUGCCACGGCAUCCAAUACCCUUGGUCUCGCUCUCGGACGCGAAUAUUCUGUCCAGAUCUCUGGGAUGCGAUUCUCAGCAUCGGCAACUCAAGCCAGUAUUGCCCAACAGGGCCUGAUCCCAGCUUGCUUGCGCGCGGGGGUCCAGCGAAUCCGAGUGCUUUCCUCAAUGCCGCAUUCUUCAUUGGCUAAGGCGGCAUCCAUCGUCGGCCUGGGCACUGACAAUGUCAUCUUGUUACCGCUGAGUGAGGCAGAGCCUUGGCGGCUUGACCUGAAUGCCUUGGAGCAGCAUCUAUCCAAACGGGGAAUCGCAAGCAUCAUAUCUGUCAGUGCAGGAGAGGUUAACGCCGGAGCUUUUGCGACGACAAGAGAUGAUAUGGAAAAAAUCCGUGCUCUGGCAGAUGAAUACGGGGCUUGGGUUCAUGUUGAUGCUGCCUUCGGUUUACAAGCUCGGCUUCUAUCCAAGCCGCAGUAUGCCUCUAUCAUGGCUGGAGUGGCUGCGCUUGAUCUCGCGGACUCGAUCACAGGAGAUGCUCACAAACUGCUCAAUGUCCCAUACGACUGCGGCUUCUUUUUCACCCGUCAUCUCGGAAUUCAGAAACAGGUGUUCCAGAACGGAUCUGCCCUACCACCCGAUCUCUCGGAGGCUGUACCCUCCGCUCACAACCUCGGCAUCGAGAACAGCCGACGAUUGCGCGCGCUGCCAGUGUACGCUACACUCGUGGCCUACGGCCGAGACUGGUAUCGUGACCUGCUGGAGCGCCAAAUCUCGCUUGCACGAAAAGUAGCGGAAUACAUUUCGCAAUCGAGCGACUACGAGCUGUUGCCCCGCCACACGUCGGCCGCAAACAUAUAUAUUAUCGUCUUGUUCCGUGCGCGGGCAUCUGACCUGAACUCACAUCUAGUUCAGCGGUUGAACUCAGCCGGCACGAUCUAUGUAACGGGAACACAAUGGGAGAAUCGGCCUGCGACACGAAUUGCCAUCAGCACGUGGCGCGUUGAUCUGGACAGAGAUUCUGCACUUAUCAUCAAAGAGCUAGAGGCGAUCGUUCGGCCCAAGUAUUCAGUGUGA